Vitis vinifera (wine grape) is the source of this 1050-nucleotide messenger RNA. RefSeq names its product retrovirus-related Pol polyprotein from transposon RE1. Bases 1 to 1050 code for a protein of 349 amino acids. The transcript has a single exon. The record is from RefSeq and is a predicted model, not a curated record. NCBI's taxonomy places the organism in Eukaryota, Viridiplantae, Streptophyta, Magnoliopsida, Vitales, Vitaceae.
AUGGCUGAUGAAUUUUCUUCAUCCUCUGCAAAUCCUAUAGUUCUCACAACAGGAAACACUCUUUUAUCUCAACCAAACACCCUCAUCUCCAUCAAUGUUGCCACACAAAUGUCAUUCAAACUCAGCAAAAUGAACUAUGCAUCUUGGAGAACCCAAUUCACUAAUCUUUUAUUUGGAUAUGAUCUGUUGGGCUUCCUCAAUGGCACAACUCCUUGUCCUCCCGAAACCAUCCUGCAAUCUGGUUUUACAACACCUAUCUCUAAUCCCGAGUGCAAGUUAUGGAAACGACAGGAUCGUCUCAUUCUCCAUGCCAUUCUUGCAUCAGUCACAUGGGUUGUUUCCCCACUUAUCUCCUCUGCAACAACUUCUCAUGAAGCAUGGCAAAAACUAGAGAUCACUUUUGCAAAUCGAUUACGAACCAGAAUGCUUAGUUUACGUAAUAUUAUGAUGAAGACAACAAAGGGUUCUCAAUCCAUUGCUGAAUACAUGCAGACCAUCAAAAUCAUUACCGAUGAUCUUGCUUUCAUGGGCUAUCCUCUCAGUGAAGAUGAAAUUAUCCUUCAUGUUUUCAAUGGGUUGGACAAUGAUUUUAAAGAAAUUAGUGCUGCCAUUCGAGCCAGAGACUCACCAGUGACAUUUGAAGAACUUCAUGACAAAUUACAGGAUCAAGAAACUCUUUUGAAGCAAGAUGACACCAGCAAGGAAGCUCCACCAAUCAUUGCUCAGUUUCAUCACAAAUUCUCUAAUCAUAAAGGAAAUAGUGAAAAAUCAGGUGGACAUCCGGGAGGCAAUUUCAACAACAAAGGAUCAACCAAUAACUUUGGCAAUCGAAAUAUCUUUGACAAUCAGGGAAAAAAUAUUGUUCAAGGUAAUAAAAAUUUGUCCAAUCAAGGAAAUCACCAUCCCCAACAGCAUUUCAAUUCUUCACAGUAUUCUUGGUGUCCCAACAAUGGUACCAAUCAACGUCGAAUUAUUUGUCAACUAUGUGACAAAGCUGGCCACAGUGCCAAGGUAUGUCAUUCGCGACCACCAUCACGCUUCUCACCUUAA